Molecule: messenger RNA, 1677 nt
Organism: Aricia agestis (brown argus)
Lineage: Eukaryota; Metazoa; Arthropoda; Insecta; Lepidoptera; Lycaenidae
Gene: Gmppb
Product: mannose-1-phosphate guanyltransferase beta
Exons: 6
Coding region: 142-1251 (369 amino acids)
Biological process (GO): GDP-mannose biosynthetic process; cell wall mannoprotein biosynthetic process
Cellular component (GO): cytoplasm
Molecular function (GO): mannose-1-phosphate guanylyltransferase (GTP) activity; GTP binding
Source: RefSeq, a predicted model, not a curated record
UCGAUUUAUUCAGCUGCUUACUUACUGCUUCUAUUGUUUGUAUCGCUAUUAUUUUUAUUACACUAUUAUUAUUCUAACUCGCGCCACGUAUAUGGUGGAUAAGGUUUUGAACAUAUUUUGCCUUAAACAAGAAAAGCAAAAAUGGGUGACUGCGAUAAGAAACUGGGUGAAAUACGUGCACUUAUCUUGGUUGGCGGCUACGGGACCCGUCUGAGGCCUUUAACAUUGAGUAGACCAAAGCCACUAGUCGAAUUUGCUAACAAACCUAUUCUUAUGCACCAAAUAGAGGCCCUAGUCGAAGCAGGAGUCACACAAGUCAUCCUAGCGGUGUCGUACAGAGCGGAAGAUAUGGAGAAGGAACUAACAGAACAAGUUUCCAAACUUGGUGUUUCACUUACUUUUUCACAUGAGACUGAGCCCCUGGGAACAGCGGGUCCCCUGGCUCUGGCGAGGGAGCUGCUAAGUUCGAGCCCUGAACCGUUCUUUGUGCUAAAUUCGGACGUUAUCUGCGAAUUCCCGUUUAAAGAGCUAGCAAAGUUCCAUCGUAAUCAUGGCAAGGAGGGCACAAUUCUUGUCACAAAAGUGAAGGAGCCUUCAAAGUAUGGUGUAGUAGUUUACAAGGACAAUGGACAAAUUGAGAGCUUUGUGGAGAAACCACAGGAAUUCAUUUCAAACAAAAUCAAUGCAGGCAUUUACAUAUUGAAUCCAUCUGUGUUAAAAAGGAUAGAGUUAAGACCGACAUCAAUAGAAAAAGAAGUGUUCCCGUACAUGGCACAGGAGGGACAACUAUAUGCCAUGGAGUUGGAGGGAUUCUGGAUGGACGUUGGACAACCUAAAGACUUCCUUACUGGAAUGUGUUUAUACCUGACAAGCUUACGGCAGAAGAACUCUGACAAGCUCCACGAAGGUGACGGUGUGGUUGGUAACGUGCUCAUCGACCCUACCGCCAAGAUUGGCAAGGGAUGCCGGAUAGGACCAAAUGUUACUAUCGGUCCUAAUGUGGUCAUAGAAGAUGGUGCAUGUAUAAAGCGCAGCACAAUAUUACGCGGGGCGUGCGUGAGACAGCACGCGUGGUUGGACGGCUGUAUUGUCGGUUGGAGAUCCGUCGUCGGAAGAUGGGUCAGAAUGGAGAACUGUACGGUCCUCGGAGAAGACGUCAUAGUGAAAGAUGAGUUAUACGUCAACGGAGGUCAGGUAUUACCGCACAAGUCCAUAGCCCUGUCUGUCCCAGAGCCACAGAUUAUAAUGUAAAAUUUUUUUUGAGAUUCGGAAAGCGAUUAGCCAAUUGUCAUAGAUUAAAAAAAAUAGACGAGAAUUUUACACACAGUUUACGAGGCUGUUUUGUGUCGUGAGUCGUGACUAAAGCACGCCGCCAUAUUGUAAAAUGUAAUUUAAGGCUGCUCCACACUUCUUUCCUGUCAAUGUUAAAAAUUUAGCAUGUGGCCAAAUUGUGAAUUACCGCUGGUAUAAUUUUACAACACUGCUGUUUUAUUCCAGAAACCCAUGUCAAUGUCAUAGUGAUCAAAACAUCCUAAGUUCAUUGUUCAUGAUAAUAUUGUCACAAAAUAAUAAGCUACUUGUAAAUACAUAGAUUAUUUGGGGCCUGUUCUUAGACAAUAAGUAAUUCUUGAUAAGGUUGUCCUCCUAACUUCUAAUCUCAAUAUCCUUACUAUAAAA